AUGCAACUUUCACCCGGUCAGGACCAAUUCCCCAAAAACUGUUCUCAAAUAGACUCCUUGAGGAAUCGGAGCGCGUUUCUCCAAACGAUCUAUCAGUACUUCUGCAACAAAACCUGGGGAGAGCAGAACUUCAGCGGGAGUAACGCCAUCCCGGAGGACUUUUUCAUGAGCAAGGAGGAGCUGCUGCUGAAGUACCUGGGUCCCCGGCGGUCGUCCUUCUUUGUGCCGGUCUGUUUGAGUUACCUUUGCAUCUUUGUGGUCGGCGCAUUCGGAAACGCUCUGACCUGCAUCGUCAUCGCGAAGCACAAAGUGAUGAGAACCCCGACCAAUUAUUACUUAUUCAGCCUCGCCAUUUCCGAUCUCUUGGUGCUGAUUCUGGGCAUGCCUUUGGAACUGUAUGAGAUGUGGAGGAAUUACCCGUUUCUCCUCGGUCAAGCCGGGUGUCACUUUAAAACCUUCCUUUUUGAGAUGGUUUGCUUUGCUUCAAUACUGAAUGUGACGGCCCUCAGUGUGGAGAGGUACAUCGCCGUCGUGCAUCCCCUGAAGGCGAAGUAUGUGGUGACCAGAACUCACGCCAAACGGGUCAUCUUAACGGUGUGGCUGAUCUCCCUCUGCUCAGCCAUUCCCAACACCAGCCUCCACGGCAUCUAUUACCUGAGGACCCCGUUUGGGGAACACAUUGAGGAGUCCGCUAUCUGUAUGCUGCUAAAGCCCGCCUGGAUGUACAAUCUGGUCAUUCAGAUCACCACAGUGCUGUUUUUCGUCGUCCCUAUGAUCAUCAUUAGUAUGCUGUACUUACUGAUUGGCUUGCAACUGAAACGGGAGAAGGUCAUCUCCGACUUCAAGCCUGGAUUGGGAAACGCCAAUUAUCAAACCGCCCGCAUGGAGCAGGAGAAGGUUAGGAGGUGCCAAGUUACCAAAAUGCUCAUUGUUCUGGUGAUUGUGUUUGGAAUCUGCUGGGCACCUUUUCACACAGAUCGAUUAAUGUGGAUUCUGAUAAACAACUGGACUGAAGAACUGCACAGGUUGUAUCAGUGUGUACAUAUUGUCUCCGGUGUAUUCUUCUAUUUAAGCUCCGCAGUCAAUCCCAUUCUCUACAACCUCAUGUCUACUCGAUUCAGAGAGAUGUUUAAAGAAGUGAUGUGUAGCCGAAAAUUCCAAGGUUCCAAACCUGGAUGGUAUUCUGCCAGUGUAACCCGCAUGACAACCCGCAGCACUGCAUUGGAAUCUAGUCCCUGUAAUGGGAUACCAUUGUCUGAUAUUGAAGACUAUGAAUAA
Hemiscyllium ocellatum (epaulette shark) is the source of this 1278-nucleotide messenger RNA. RefSeq names its product neuromedin U receptor 1a (gene nmur1a). Bases 1 to 1278 code for a protein of 425 amino acids. Gene Ontology annotation, molecular function: neuromedin U receptor activity. Lineage: Eukaryota; Metazoa; Chordata; Chondrichthyes; Orectolobiformes; Hemiscylliidae. The transcript is spliced from 2 exons. Gene Ontology annotation, biological process: G protein-coupled receptor signaling pathway. Gene Ontology annotation, cellular component: plasma membrane. The record is from RefSeq and is a predicted model, not a curated record.